Molecule: messenger RNA, 5747 nt
Organism: Lytechinus variegatus (green sea urchin)
Lineage: Eukaryota; Metazoa; Echinodermata; Echinoidea; Temnopleuroida; Toxopneustidae
Product: rhotekin-like
Exons: 12
Coding region: 1911-3647 (578 amino acids)
Biological process (GO): mitotic cytokinesis; septin ring organization; signal transduction
Cellular component (GO): actomyosin contractile ring
Source: RefSeq, a predicted model, not a curated record
AAUUAGUCAAACUGUGACUGAGUUACUGCUUUCCAAAUGAAGUUAAAUACUGAUCUUGUAUAUAGAAGGACAAGCAUUUUGCUCAUUAGCCCUUCAAAAGCCUGAGGAGAUACUACUAGAUCAUUGAAUUUAUUAUUCUAUUGGACUUGCCAGAUGAAUGAACAACUUGAUAUUUAAUUGUGCAUCUAGAUUAAUUGAUAUAGCUUCAAAUACACGAAUUACACAAAGUAUACAGUAUUUCACCGUAUGCUGAUAUGAUGCUAAUUAGUUUUGUAGAAUCUGUAAAAAUAUGAACUAAUUUUUGAUAGGCUUGCUAGAGAUUUGAUGGAUAUUGGAAGUCACGAGUCCUUGAGUGUCGGGAGUUUUGCGAAUGAUGCGUAAAAAGGAUGCACCAUUUCACUUCACAGUCAGUCAUGCGCAAGUAAUUGAGCAAAAUGGGAUUGUAGGAUGGAUUAUACUCAAGCUUGAUGCAUCAUUUUUAAUUGAAAGAUCAGUGUUAUCAACGACUACAUGGAUUCUGGAUUCUGAAACAAACAUAAGUGCUUGUGCUUUGUGGUCGGUUGCUGAAUAAGUCACGAAGAGUACGGUACAUACAUGUAGGACAAAAUAGAGUGAUGGAAAUUAAAAGAAGUAGCCUUGAAAAUAAUGAUUGCAUUCUCUGAACUGGAUCGAAAGAAGUAAUCUGGAUUUUUUAGACAAUUGUUCAAGUGUCAUCCAAGGAAUUGUGUCAACUGAUUGCAUUGGUUUUGAUCUUUGUCUGUGGAAGUUCUUCAUUCUGUGUGUUAUGCUUGUUUUCCAUGUGACUUUCUUUGGCCAUUUUAUAAUUAUCAGAAUUGAACAGCAGGUCAAAGGAACCAUACUCACCGAUCUAAUUGAAUUUGUAGUAUUUUGUACAAAAUCAAAAUCUUUUUGAUAAGAUUUUAUCCAAAAGAUGAACCAUCUGCAUGUUAGUGGGACAAUCAUCUAAAUGUGUGUAAAGCCUUUCCCAGACUGCUCUAAGUGUAAGAUUACUGCUAUAUGAAUCUUGCCAUUCAUAUUUUAUCUCCUUUUUUGUAAGAGAUUAUCUUUCGGAUUCUUGCCAAUUGCUGGAUUUAGCUUCAACUGUGGUUGAACUUUGUAUGAUUAUCCUCAUGCAUUCAUCGUGAUAAACCUUCCUUAUCUAUUCACCAUAAUACUAUUUUCUCAGCUAUGUUCACAUACAUUGUAUGAGUGGUUUAAAAUUGAAGCUGCUUGACUUAAUCUUGUGAUAAAUGUCCCAUGACCUAGUUGAACUUGAUAAUGAACUAUUCCAAGAUCGUUCCAAUAUCAUACCUACAACAUUCAAAUAUGGAUGAUUUUAAGUGGAAUCCACUCUAUCAUAAAAGUGAUCUUACUGUGAUCAAUUCCAGCUAUUUUUUUCUACAAUAUGCUCUGAAUUAAAUGGAAGCCUCAUGAUUGCUGUGAUAAACAAUGUACAGACUACAGUAGAAGUUGAUUUGAUCACUUUGCUCAAUCAAUAGUCCAAGUGCUUCUCUAUCGAAUCAGACGAUACCAUCAUAUUUAAUUUGCCAAUAUUCAACUCGAGGGGAUAAGAAACCCAGACUGAUCAAGCAUCACCAAUAUCUGUAACUCAUAUCUCUCUCCAAAACUCUGUCACACAUUGAAAAUAGAGAAAUUGACACAACAGCAUUGUGAGUUUACCCAGUCUCAGGAUCACCUACAUGUAUUGUUGGGACAUUCUGCGCCUGAUUUGCCCAACGUGCACUGGAAAAGUUUUGGAGCAUCCUUGAAUGUCAUCAAUCAAUUCCAAAGCAUCUCUUGGCAUUUCCCUGUCUGAUUUUGGAUUUCCAUCUAGCAAUUGAUCUUCAGAUUUCUUCUCCUUUUGCACUCUGACAUCAUUUCCCUGAGGUUUUGAGCUGCAAUAAAAGGACAUGUUUGAAAUUGGAGUUCGUAAACGUGCUGGAAGCGUCAGCAGUGCAGCACUUGCCUCUAUGGACGUGAGAUCCAGUAUAGCACAGGAUGGAUCACGCUGGGAUAUCAUUGAAGACCUGGAUCUUUUCUACUUUAGACAGCUUGCUGUUAGUCUUCAGGACUAUGACAUGCAACAGAAGAUUGACUUGGAGAUCAAGAUGAGAGAGGGUACACGGAAGCUCCUAGCAGCCUGCAAGAGGGAAGCACAAAGCCUUGAAGCAGCCAAAAACCUUCUCACGUCCAACGUGCGCGUCCUCUCGUACAUGUCGGAGCUACAGCGACGUAAGACUGCGGAGUUUGCUGAUCGGGCAGCAUCUAGGAAGAUCAAGAGUGCGGGCAGUGACUCUGGUGUAGAUGCUGAAGCUGGUUGUGAUGUCAUCGAGCCUUGUAGAGCUACUGUCUGUGUCUCAAAUUUACAAAUUCCCCUCAUGUGGAGAGAUGUGGACCAUAUAAAAAACAAAGGAGAUCAUCACAGAUAUGCAGUGUUCUGCUUGCUGAAGAUAGACACCCAAAUAUAUGCUACUCAGCUGGUUUCUAAUAUAGACAGAAAAGCAACAGAUGUCAACUUCAAAGAUGUCAUUGUAUUUGACAACGUAAAGCCAGAUUUCACAUGUACCUUAGAAGUCUAUUCAUACAACCUUCACAAUGACAUGACAAUAGCCAGCACACCACAGAAGAUCAGAAGAAAGCUGAGCGCCCUCUCGACGUCUGUAGGUAGACGUGGUAGUCUAGGUCAUAGGACACAGGUCAACUCAUCGAGUGGGCCACCUGAGGAGGAACAGUCAGAAGGUCCACGGUACAGCUUGGUGGCCAGAGCAAGAUUUAGUUUACAGCAAGUCAGUGAUCAAGUACAGACAUUUGAUCUUGUCACAGAGAAAGAUGAUAACACACCACAUCAGCUGCAGUUGUUUGGUAACAUCUGUUGCCGGCUUGCUGCUCAACCGCUCUGUAUGGCAGAAGAGACAAUGUCGGGCUACUUAUCCAGUCAGGAUGAGUUUCAGGGUAAACCUGUAUCAAACAGACUGUGGGGUAGAUUAGAAGGAUCGUGUCUAACGUGUUGGGAUGAUCCCACAGACGGCAAUCUCGGUGAACCCAUUAUGACAUUACAAAUCAGAAAGACUUCUUCAGCGGUUCGUUCAACGUGUUGUACAGACCCACUGUCAUUUGUGAUCAGUGGUUGCGGCGAUGAUCCUGACAGAAAACAUCCAUUCACAGCCGAGUCAGAAGAGGAACUAGAAAUGUGGCUGAAAGCAUUUGAGCAGCAAUUAAUCAAUGUUGAAUCCUGGUCUGAAUGUUGUAAUGAGAAGAUGAAGAUCUACUCCCCAUUCCCUGGUCGAUCUGACCUAAUGCUAGCAGAGAGAAAGGGCUCCCUCUACGAUGAAUUAUCUUUAGUAUCGCCAGACAGAGAAGACUACAACGACGAAAAUGUCUUCCAGGGACCUCCGUCAGAAAACCUACGCAGCAGACGGAAGAUGAGAUCACAGAGCAUGGCGGUACCCAGCACGUCAUCAUCAUCGUCAUCAUCUUCCUUAUCGUCCUCACCCCUGCUUCUAUUCAAGAGGCCGGUGUUACCGGCAUCAGAGUCAUCUCCCUCGACAUCGUCUACAACUUCGUCAGCGGUAUCAUCGUCUUCAGCGCAGUCUCCGCCUCUCUUCCCUUUCCAGAAGUCUGUCCUUCCAAAAGAAACCACAGUAUGAUCUAGAAAUUCUGUUAACCAUUGGCUCUGUAACACAAAACUUAGCGAUUAAUCAUGUAGUAGAUGUUUAUGAUUGAUUGCACAUAAGAAUAAAUGCAAUCAUUCAUAAAAAAUCAGUAGUAUAAUUAAUCCCUAAGUUUUGUGAUAUGGGGCCCUGGUCGUGACACAAAUGUAAACUAUUUUUUUUUGUCUGUGUUAAUAGAAUUUUAUAUUGUGAAGUUUUUCAUGUCUUGGUUUUCACUGAUGACUGUUACAAGCUUCUGAAAUCUUUCCAUGUAAUUGGCUGAUAGCACAUUUGUCAGUGAAAAUCAGUGAAAUGACGCCGUCCCUGUUCAUAAUAUUUCCAUGAAGUUUGUGGCGUCAUCUUCUCAAAGAUGAUUUUACAUCCAGUACCGGCUGCAGAGUUCUCAGCACUAACAGUAUGCCCAGUCACAUCUGUCAUAUUGUAAUGCCAAAUGUUGAUCCAGGAUGUAAAUAACGCGUUGUUAUGACCUAAGGUAUUGUUGAGAUAUUACUGGUUGUAACAGAGUCUCUGUUGGCACAUUGAUAGCCCUAAAAAUGUGUGGCCUGUACAGGUGUUCUGUAAGAAAGCUGAGAUAGCAGUUAAGAUAUUGCCAAUUUGACAUUUCCACCGUGAACAAAAACAUGUCUCAAUGUUAAAAAUAUUCUUAAUUUGAGAUUUUGAAAUGAAAAAAAAGGGAUCUCUCUUUUAAAACAUUCAUAAUUUGUAUAUUUUCCAAUUUUGUUCAAAUUGUAACAAAACAUGUUUUUUCAAAUUUUUCUGCUAUUUACAUAGCAGGGUUGGGUUUCCAUCUUAUGUAAUGCUCAACAUCUCCUGUUAUGACAUGGAGAGUAAAUCAGUAUGUCUUAUUCCCAAUACCUCACCCGGAAUAUCAAAUCAGUGAACAAAAGGAAUUCUACAGAAACAAAUGCUUCAUACAUGUAUAUCAUGCUAUUCAAAUAUACUCAGCAAUAACAAACUAAAAUCAUAGAUUACCAGUAUUCCAAUGGAUAUUCACUUUUGUAAUCCAAUCUUGCACUUUGUAACAAAAUUUGUAGAUAGAGCUACAUAUAUAUUUAUUUUUUUAAUAAUAGACAGUGUAUAUUAAUGGCACAGAUUAUUUAUGAGUUUAUGUAGAUUAUUAGUUUUAUUAUCUUAAUUUUUGUUAUAUUAUAUAGUAGAUCUUGCAGAUAUGAUUUGAGUCACUGUUGUGAUGAAAAUCUCAUUAAGUUUUGAAACCCUGUGACCCGGCUGAUUUUAUCAGCUGGUAAUUCUGUUACUUUUCGAAUUCAGGAGAGAAAAGGCGUAUUAUCUGCAUAGGGAUUAAUUAUAGUAUUUCAAGUUAUAUUUACACUUUUGCUAAACUUUCUUUGUUUUUAUUCAUAUAUAGAAUAACAUUUUUUAAUUAUUUGUUUGUUGAGAUGAUACUCUUCCUGGCUUAAUUUUUAAAAUUUUCCUCAAGAAAUUCUUCCAUUUUCCCCCAUUGAAUUUAAAGCUUGUCAGAAAGUGAUCUUCCAGUAUAUGAAUGGCUUAAAUCAUUCAAUAGAAAUUUACUUUGUGUUAAAAGAAACACAAAAUGAUAGUUAUUUAUUCUUUUCAACUCAUCAUGUUUAUUAUGUCUUCUGUUAAAAAAUAAUAGGUUGUGGAACACCUACUAAAUCAGUAUUGUGUACUUGAUCGAUUAUAUUUCAAUCAUUAAUUUUGUUGCCAUAUAUGGACUGGAUUUUCUGAAAUUUUUCUAGCCUCUUUAAUGAGAUACCGAUCAAAAACAUGUAUUUUGAAAUUAUUACAGCAGUUGAUAAUUUUGUAUACAUUCCACUGAAAUUUUUAUAAAGCAAAUAAUCUUUUUUAUAUGAUAUAGGGAGAUCAAAGUGAUAUUAAAAGGUGAUUUAAAUGUGUUACUCAGUGAAGAGCCAGAGUAAUCAAUGUAUGUUUGAUUUAGGUGUAUUUGUCAUUUUCGACAAAGAAUCUUUUAUAAAUGAAAGAUUGGCAGUUAUGUACCCAUUUGUAUAUUGCCCCCACCCCCAGGCUUCUACCCUUUGUCCCAUAUACCUGGAUUUGUAAAUAUACAUUUUUUAUUUCAUUCCAUCUUUUACUUUC